AUGGCUCCUAAGGGUAAUAAUGUAAUCCCAAAUGCUCAUUUUCACAAGAAGUGGCAAACUCGUAUCAAAACAUGGUUUGAUCAACCAGCUCGCAAGCAAAGACGCCAUCGGAAGCGUAUGACCAAAGCCUUACAGAUUGCGCCUCGACCUGCAGCUGGUUUGUUAAGACCUGUUGUAAGGUGCCCAACAGUGAGGUAUAACAAGAAGUUACGUCUGGGACGUGGAUUUACCCUAGAAGAGUUGAAGGCUGUUGGCAUAGGAAAAAGAGUGGCUCGAACAAUAGGUAUUAGUGUGGACUAUCGUCGGAGGAAUCGAUCUUUGGAGUCUCUUCAGCAAAAUAAGCAACGUUUAAGAGAAUAUAAAUCGAAGCUUAUAUUGUUCCCGAAGAAGAGUAAAGCGCCCAAGAAGGGAGAUAGCAGCCCUGAAGAACUUAAAUUAGCUACCCAAUUGCGUGGCGUUGUGCUUCCGAUAAAGAGAAAGCCUAAGAAGAAUAAGCCGAGGGAAAUUACUGAUGAAGAAAAAGAAGCUAAAGUUUUCCGUCAUCUACAACGUGCACGUAUCGACGAACGCUUGAAAGGCAUUCGGGAAAAGAAAGCUCGGGCAGCUGCAGAAGAAGGAAUAGGCGGGGGCCGAAAAUAA
Molecule: messenger RNA, 639 nt
Organism: Enterobius vermicularis (human pinworm)
Lineage: Eukaryota; Metazoa; Nematoda; Chromadorea; Rhabditida; Oxyuridae
Source: the annotation of a GenBank genome assembly